UGAGGGGGUGGGGCCAUGCAGAUGUCCGCCGUCAGUGACAAGAUGGCGGCGGCGGUGGCGGCGCGGCGGGCGCAGCUGGUGCUGGGGCACCUCUCUGGGGCCGCCCCGAGCCCCGCGGCCGCCCCGAGGGCUGUGCCCUGUGCCGGGGGCCCCCCGCGGGCCGCCAGCCCCGACGACGUGGUGGUGGUGCACGGCCGCAGGACCGCCAUCGGCCGCGCCAAGCGCGGCGGCUUCAAGGACACGACACCCGACGAGCUGCUGGCUGCUGUGAUGACAGCUGUCCUCCAGGAUGUCAACCUCCGUCCUGAGGCCCUGGGAGACAUCUGUGUGGGGAAUGUGCUGCAGCCUGGAGCUGGUGCCUUGAUUGCAAGAGUUGCACAGUUUCUGAGUGGUAUUCCAGAGACAGUUCCGUGCUCCAGUGUGAACCGGCAGUGCUCCUCAGGUCUCCAGGCCAUUAUCAAUAUAGCUGGUGGCAUCCGAAAUGGAUCGUAUGACAUUGGCUUGGCCUGUGGUGUGGAAACAAUGUCCCUCAGAAGUGCAAAUAAUCCUGGUGAUAUCAGUUCCAGCAUGAUGGACAACAGCAAAGCUCGAGACUGCCUUAUUCCUAUGGGAAUAACCUCAGAAAAUGUGGCAGAGAAGUUCGGGGUUUCCCGGAAGAAGCAAGAUGCCUUUGCCUUGGCUUCCCAGCAGAAAGCAGCAAAAGCUCAGCAGAUGGGACUGUUUAAAACUGAGAUUGUUCCAGUGAAGACCACUGUUACAGAUAAUCAGGGCAACCAAAAAACAAUCACAGUGAACCAAGAUGAAGGGAUUAGGCCCUCCACGACCCUGGAAGGCUUGGCCAAGCUGAAACCUGCCUUCAAAGAGGACGGAAGCACUACAGCAGGUAAUGCCAGCCAGGUCAGCGAUGGAGCAGCUGCUGUUCUCCUGGCAAAACGCUCGAAGGCAGCUCAGCUGGGACUCCCAGUCCUGGGGGUGCUCCGGUCCUUCGCUGUGGUGGGGGUCCCACCUGAUGUGAUGGGCAUUGGGCCAGCUUAUGCCAUCCCUGUUGCUGUGGAAAAGGCAGGUCUGACUCUGAAUGACAUUGAUAUAUAUGAAAUUAAUGAAGCCUUUGCAAGCCAGGCUGUGUACUGUGUUGAAAAGCUGGGCAUUCCCAUGGAGAAGGUGAACCCCCUGGGAGGAGCAAUAGCACUGGGGCACCCCCUGGGCUGUACUGGUGCUCGCCAGGUCGUCACUUUGCUCAACGAGCUGAAGCGCAGAGGGAAGAGAGCCUAUGGAGUUGUGUCCAUGUGCAUUGGAACUGGCAUGGGUGCUGCAGCUGUGUUCGAGUACCCGGGGAAGUAACUCCAGUACUGGCAGAACAACACAACAGCUCAUUCUCUGCCUUCCCUAGUGAUAGCAAAUGAUUUGCACUGUGAAAUCAAGUGAGAUUCAUUACUAGAUUUACAAAUUUUAGGCAGAAAUUGUGAAGUAGAAUUAAUGGAACAGCUCUGCUAAGCAGGUGGGGACAUGCAAAACUAGCCCGUGGCUUCCAGACAUGAGAAAUUAGCUCAGCUGAAGUUCAACUACAGGCCCUGGUCUGCUGAUUAUGAAUUAAUAUUUUUAAAUUAAUUGAUCUCUUUAUUCUGUGAAUAUUAUCAAAGAGAAGUAGUUCACAGGACAGUAUUUUUGUAUGGCAAAUUGUCUAAAAGGGUCACUCAAAAUGAAAACAUCAGUGCACAUGAAAAGGCUUUUCCAGGUGGGUGUUUUUUUUUUUUUUUUAAGAUUUAACCAUUUUUCAAGAAGUUUAAAACAGCUUGUUUUGAAGCAAAGACUUCAGAUUUCCUUUACAACUGUGUCUGUCGUAUGCAAGUCAUAAGUUGUGUGUGUCUGACAUUGUCCCUACAGUGGAGGAUGUGCUGUAGCUUGCUGCUGUUGGAGUUGCUCUGAAGCCUCCAGUGGGGGAAAGUGGAAGGACUGGAAUGUAAUCUCCAAGGAAGUGCCUGAAUAGAAAGGUUCUGUUGGAUUGCUAGAAGCCAGGAAUUUGGAAGUGGCCAUUCCAUCUUUUACAACACGUCUAAUUAUCUGUUUGCAUGACUCUAUGGAUAAACUUGUGCUUAAUCUUAUUUACUUACCUAACAUAAAGCAAAGUUCAGCAUUACACUUACUGCAAGCACCACAUGAACAUCAGUGACAGCUCAGUCCUUCAGUACUAACACAAAUGUGUGUUAGAUCUUGUGUCCCUUAUCUGUUCUCUCUGAUCUGAACAGGAAGAUCACUGAAGCUCAGAGUUAAUGGCUUGAAAAAGAAAUGUACUCAUUGACUUUGAUGUGUUAGAAAUGUUUAAGUUUGUAACAAACAGAAGUUCUUUGUCCUGACUCUUGUUUUUGCACUUAAUAAUACAAUUGGGUUCUUGCAAUA
Molecule: messenger RNA, 2397 nt
Organism: Pseudopipra pipra
Lineage: Eukaryota; Metazoa; Chordata; Aves; Passeriformes; Pipridae
Gene: ACAA1
Product: acetyl-CoA acyltransferase 1
Exons: 12
Coding region: 16-1341 (441 amino acids)
Biological process (GO): phenylacetate catabolic process; fatty acid beta-oxidation
Cellular component (GO): peroxisome
Molecular function (GO): acetyl-CoA C-acyltransferase activity
Source: RefSeq, a predicted model, not a curated record